This is a messenger RNA of Corylus avellana, 1801 nucleotides long. RefSeq lists its product as uncharacterized. The record is from RefSeq and is a predicted model, not a curated record. NCBI's taxonomy places the organism in Eukaryota, Viridiplantae, Streptophyta, Magnoliopsida, Fagales, Betulaceae.
CUCACUUUCAAUCCCUCUCUCUCUCUCUCUCUCUCUACUGCAAGUGCAAGUUUUUAAUGGUUGCGUGAAGCAGAAGUUUGGAAUAUUAGUGUUUUCUUGGAGAUUUCUGAGUGUUGCUUGAAAUGGGGAAGAAAGAUCAGAAAGACGACGCCAGGGUUGAAGCCGUUCUGGAGCUUCUCAGAAAACAAGCCCCUCUUACAGUGAAGCAGGAGAAGUUCUGCAACAGGGCAUGUGUAGAACGGUUUCUGAGAUCCAAAGGAGAUAGUGUGAAGAAGGCUGCGAAGAACUUAAGGGCUUGUCUUUCUUGGAGAGAGAGUAUCGGCACUGAGCAUUUAAUAGCAGAUGAGUUCUCAGCUGAGCUCGCCGAAGGCGUUGCUUAUGUUGCCGGUCACGAUGAAGAAUCCAGACCCGUUUUGAUUUUCCGGAUCAAGCAAGAUUACCAGAAAUUCCAUUCCCAGAAACUGUUUACUCGUUUGCUGGUGUUUACACUGGAGGUGGCGAUUCAAAGCAUGCCAAAAAACGUAGAGCACUUCGUUCUCCUUUUCGACGCAAGCUUUUUCAGGUCUGCAUCGGCUUUUAUGAACUUAUUGCUGGCAACGCUGAAAACUGUGGCGGAGUACUACCCAGGCCGGCUGUUGAAGGCUUUUGUCACAGACCCUCCCUCCCUCUUCUCUUAUUUAUGGAAGGGGGUGCGACCGUUCAUUGAGCUAGCAACGGUCACAUAUGUGGUGUCAUCGCUAGAUUUUGAAGAGUCAUUGGAGUUCAACGAUUUCUCAGCCUACCCACGAGCCUCGUCCCUCCGAUUCGACCCUUCGUCCUUACAAUCGACGGCCAAGAUUGGCUCAUGCUCAUCCUCCCGCUUCUCGUUCACUGUCUCACACCACUUUGACUCACUCAAACCAUGGUACCUCAGCUUAACGGACACGUCAGCUUCCAAAGUAGGACCCACCGGCCCCUCUCCUCUGGGCCCGGCACUCAUCUCCCCACUCAACGCCCGGUCACUCUCGUUCGCAUCACCGGCUGCGAGAACGCCACCUGGAAGCAUCUACGGUGGUAGCAGCAAUAGGCUAACGAGGAAGUCCCUGUUCCCUUCGACCCCGUUGCCACAGCGCAGCACAGGCCGUGAGGCAGGCAAAUCCCCACACCCGCGUACCCCACGGCCCUCGUUCCUCCAAUCACCGGCCAUGUUCUUUCGCAAGGAGAACCACGUCAGCAGGACGGACAAGUCCCGUGAGUCGUUUGUGCCGUUUUUGAAGUUCUACAGGAGGCCGUACGAUGAGAUGAUUUACAGGUCAAAGAUGAGGCCCCCACUGGGAGGACUAAUCUCCAUCGUCUCUCCCCACCUCAGACGCCGCCACGUGUCCGUAUCCCAACGGUUCUAAACGAAUCAAAAAGAGUAAAUAGGGCAUUAACAACUGCUAAUAAUUGAUUAUUUAUUUCGCAAUUCAAGUUUCCUCGUGCGUUGAUUGUCAACACCAAGAAAAAGGAAAAAAGAAAAAAAAUUCACGACGACGUGCUGGGUGGGGUGUGAGAUGGUGUGCAGUGCACCAUGUCCAAUUUUGAGCUUUGUGGCAUUUACAAGAAUUAACAAAGUCUACAGGGUUUUGGGUUUUGGGUUUUGGAGGGCCAAAAAGCAUGCAUGGGAACAAGAUAGCGUGGUCGAGACGGCGAACACUGCUUUGGAAAUCAUAUGGUGGGAAAUAGAACUGUUGUACUCAACCAACCAAAGCGUUGAAAAGAAAGAAAUCUCUGUUUCAAUUCAAAAGUUGAUAUAUAAUUUUUAUUUUUUGUUGUUUGUGAA